Molecule: messenger RNA, 600 nt
Organism: Lithohypha guttulata
Lineage: Eukaryota; Fungi; Ascomycota; Eurotiomycetes; Chaetothyriales; Trichomeriaceae
Exons: 1
Coding region: 1-600 (199 amino acids)
Source: RefSeq, a predicted model, not a curated record
AUGGUUGCUUCUCACCCUGCUCUCAGUGAUGGUAUCAUACUGACAGCCUAUAACAUUCCUUCCGAUGGCACAGAUUUGUUCGCCGCCAAUAUUAACUUCAUGAUUACUAAUCUUGCCGAUCCUAUCAAAUUCCCUGCCGUCCAAUAUACACACGGCUAUUUGACCUGGCCGUCGAAGUGGACUAAUCAGUAUAGCUUCUUUGCGUAUGGAGCUUUCGACCCUGCGAUCCUCGACGACGCAGAAAACACAAAACAGCCUUUCUCGAUUGGCGAAUUCGCCUCCUUCGGCCUACUAGGCGACCUGAAUGCAUCCAAUUUCAAAGGCCCAGUCUUGUACGUAGAGGGAGAGAAGGAUCUCAUCGCUUGCGCGAGUACGUGUACUGGACGGUUUGACAGGGAUAGCACAUCCUACAAAGCUUUUAGUGCUAGUGAAGUCGAGAGUGUGAUUGUUCCAGGAUUUGGACACGCAUUGAACCUGCAUAUCGGAGCGGAUGAGAAGGUCUACCAUAUGAUUAAUGAGUGGCUAGCAAGGAAGGGUUUCUUGGGCUGUAAAGGCAAGGCAGAUGAAAGUUUGACGAGAGCGUUCUUGUUUGUUGUAUAG